GUUCGGGAAGAGUUCAGGAUGCAUGGUGUGAAUGCUUUUUGUUAUCUUUUAUUAGAUCCCAGGAAGAUAACGGAUAGUGUGGAGUCGCUUGAUCUUAAAGGAUUUAUUCCUUCAAUUUUUUAUGUCGGGAAAGGAUCAAAGGCUCGUCCUUUCGCUCACCUUAUUGAAGCGAAAAAAGAGAAGAAUGCAAGGUCGCCGAAACUGAUAUCUAAUGCAAAACUUCAACGCAUUAAUUCUAUAUGGGAUAGUGGGAACGGUGUGGUAUGUCUUCAAAUAUACCACAAUAUUUCUGAUGACGAAGCUUUCGUUCGCGAGGCUGCCCUUAUCGACGCGAUCAGACUGGAGAACUUGACAAACAUGAAGGUAUGGCUCAUGCAGUUAUAG
Molecule: messenger RNA, 384 nt
Organism: Angiostrongylus costaricensis
Lineage: Eukaryota; Metazoa; Nematoda; Chromadorea; Rhabditida; Metastrongylidae
Source: the annotation of a GenBank genome assembly